Populus euphratica (Euphrates poplar) is the source of this 2165-nucleotide messenger RNA. RefSeq names its product Calcium-dependent phospholipid-binding Copine family protein (gene BON3). NCBI's taxonomy places the organism in Eukaryota, Viridiplantae, Streptophyta, Magnoliopsida, Malpighiales, Salicaceae. Gene Ontology annotation, cellular component: plasma membrane. The transcript has 16 exons. Gene Ontology annotation, molecular function: calcium-dependent phospholipid binding. Bases 239 to 1978 code for a protein of 579 amino acids. The record is from RefSeq and is a predicted model, not a curated record. Gene Ontology annotation, biological process: cellular response to calcium ion.
AAGCGUUUGAGGUGUAAUUACUUGUAAUAAAGACUUUAUCUUUUGCUUUACUGUGUUUCUUGGAAAUACUCUCUGGUUUUCGAGUUUUUGUGCAACAAAUAUUCUGGUAUUUGUCUAUAAAUGCAUGCACUUGUUAUAAGGGCUCCAGAACAGAGGAUUCAAGAGAGAGUUCUUGGCCCUUUUGAAGAGAAAAUUUUAAGGUUUUUUGUGCUGUAAGUAUUUAGAGAGAGAGAGAGAGAUGGGACUUUGUUUUUCUGAUGUACGAGGAGGGAAACAAGCAAUAGGAGGGACAUCUCAGCAAAAUCCCAACAGUAACAACAAUGCUUCCCACAAUGAUGCUGUUGAUUUCUUCUUCAAGUCCAAUGGCCAACAGGCUCUUUUUACCCAAGUUGAGUUGUCUUUAUCAGCAUCAAACUUGCUUGAUCGUGACAUCACAUCCAAGAGUGACCCAAUGGUAGUUUUGUUCGCAAAGAAAAGGGAUGGGAAGCUAGAGGAAGUCGGUAGAACAGAAGUCAUUUUGAACAACUUAAAUCCUACUUGGAUUCAAAAGAUUACAAUUGCUUAUCAAUUUGAGAUGGUUCAGCCACUUGUCUUUCAUGUCUAUGAUGUGGAUACCAGCUAUCACAAUAAACCAGUGAAGUCACUGAAGUUGAAGGAUCAGGAAUUUUUGGGAGAAGCCAACUGUGUUUUGUCUGAGAUAGUGACAAGACAGAAUCGUACAUUAACUAUUCAACUCCAGAACAGAAAUGGGCAUGGAUUCCUCCGAAAGUUAGGGACUCUCACUGUCCAUGCAGAGGAAACAAUUGCUUCAAGAACUACUGUCGAGUUAACACUACGGUGUUGUCACUUGGCUAACAAAGAUUUAUUUUCCCUGAGUGACCCCUUCUUAAGAAUAUCUAGAAUGGUAGAGGGUGGAGGUUCUGUGCCUAUAUGCAAGACUGAGGUGGUGAACAACAAUCUGAAUCCAAUGUGGAGGCCUCUAUGCCUAAGUAUGCAGCAAUUUGGGAGCAAGGAAACCCCCCUUGUUAUUGAGUGCUUUGAUUUCAACAGCAGUGGAAAUCAUGUGCUAAUUGGUAAGCUUCAGAAAUCAGUGGCAGACCUGGAAACUCUUCACAGAGAAAAAAAUGGUGCUAAUUUCGUUAUACCGUCCAGCCAUGAUCGUGAGAAGGUGCUGAAGGGUCAGCUGUUUGUGGAUCGAUUUUUGGAGAAGGAACAGUAUAGUUUUCUGGAUUAUAUUUCGAGUGGCUUUGAGCUAAAUUUUAUGGUUGCUGUUGACUUUACGGCUUCAAAUGGAAAUCCUCGAAAUCCAGAUUCCUUGCACUACAUAGAUCCUUCAGGCCGGUUGAAUUCUUACCAGCAGGCUAUAAUGGAAGCCGGGCAGGUCAUACAAUUUUAUGAUUCUGAUAGGCGUUUUCCUGCAUGGGGCUUUGGAGGAAAGACACCUGCCGGAACAGUAUCUCAUUGUUUCAACUUGAAUGGCAGUGCAAGCUUUGAGGUCGAGGGCGUUGAAGGCAUCAUGGCUGCUUAUGCAACUGCUCUACACAAUGUUUCUCUUUCUGGACCCACUUUAUUUGGACCAGUGAUCAACACGGCAGCACAAAUUGCUGGUCAGUCUGUCUCAAACAACAAUGGCAAGUAUCUUGUCUUGCUCAUUAUAACGGAUGGAGUUAUCACAGAUAUGCAAGAAACUAAAGAUGCUUUGGUGAGGGCAUCUGAUCUUCCUCUAUCAAUUCUUAUAGUUGGAGUAGGAGGUGCAGACUUUACACAAAUGGAGAUCCUUGAUGCUGAUAAUGGAGAACGAUUACAGAGUUCUACUGGUCGGGUGGCUACACGAGAUAUUGUACAAUUUGUCCCAAUGCGAGAAGUGAACAGUGGCCAGAUUUCUGUCGUUCAAGCUCUUUUGGAAGAGCUGCCUGGACAGUUUUUGACCUAUUUCAGGUCUAGAGAUAUCCAACCACAUGCUCGUCAUGUUUGCUAGAGAGUCUUGUUCUCUGGAAUCAUGCCAAAAUUCCUCAAAUAUUGCACAUAUCGGGCGUAAACCGAAGUUUGUUCGUGUUAAGAAAUAUGUAUUAGGAAAUUAGGAAACAAAUCUGAUUCUUUUUUUCAGAUUUUAUCCCUUUUUAAUUUUUCCACAUUAUUUCUACACCAUAAUACAUUUUCCUAAA